GAUCGGUGCGCCCCACUUGGCCAUGGAGCCGACCCCUGACGCGGAGGAGGCGCGCAGCGUGCGCGAGGCGCUGGGCCGCUACGAGGCGGCGCUGGAGGGCGCGGUGCGCGCGCUGCACGAGGACAUGCAGGGGCUGCAGCGCGGCGUGGAGCGGCGCGUGGCCGAGGCGCUGCGCCUGGCCGGGCCCCUGGCGCGCACCGUGGCCGAGCUGCAGCGCGACAACCAGCGGCUGCAGGCGCAGCUCGAACGCUUGACGCGCCAGGUAGAGGCGCUGGGCUUGGCGAGCGGGCUCUCCCCGGCACCCGGCACCCCCAGCCCGCCGCCCGCGCCCGGGGUGGCAGAGCGAGCACCUCGCCUGGGCACCGCACGCUUUGCCAGCCAUGCCACCUUCUCGCUGUCGGGCCGCAGCCAGAGCGUGGAUCAUGAUGAGGCUGGUGAUCCAGAGAUGAGACGGACCUCAAACUCAGGCAUCAUCGAGAAUGGUCACCAGCUGGGUGCAGGUCCAGGUGACGGACCUCCUGAGAGCGCUCAAACCUCCUCGGCCCCGGAGCCCCCCAAGCCUCGCCCUGUGAGCCUCCCCUUGAGGCUGCCCCACCAGCCUGUCACAGCCACCACUCGAGUGUCUGAGAAGUUCUCUGGAGAGACCACAGCUGCAGCUCUGUCACCCACGUCUGCUGCCAUCUUGGGGGGCUUCAGUCCAAGCCCCAGUGAUACCAUCACCCCUUGGACUCCCAGUCCCACUGAGAAGAAUUCCUCUUUCACUCGGUCUUUGUCCAGCUCUGGGUACGGGGCAGUGACAACAGGAAAACGCAAGGACAGCCCCCCAAUGGUGACCCCACCACAGUCACCUCCAUCCCCACCUCUGCCUGCUACGAUGCAGGCCCCUCGCCAGGGGGAGCGUCGCAGGGAACUGGUGAGGUCGCAGACACUGCCCCGCACCUCAGGUGCUCAGGCCCGGAAGGCACUGUUUGAGAAGUGGGAGCAGGAUACAGCGGGCAAAGGCAAAGGUGAGGCCAGGGCCAAACUGAAGAGGUCACAGAGCUUCGGUGUGGCCAGUGCCAGCAGCAUCAAGCAGAUCCUGCUUGAGUGGUGCCGCAGCAAGACCCUGGGCUACCAGCAUGUGGACCUGCAGAACUUCUCCUCCAGCUGGAGCGACGGGAUGGCCUUUUGCGCCCUGGUGCACUCCUUCUUCCCUGAUGCCUUCGACUACAAUGCCCUGAGCCCCACGCAGCGGCAGAAGAACUUUGAGCUGGCCUUCACAAUGGCCGAGACCCUGGCCAACUGUGAGCGCCUCAUUGAAGUGGAGGAUAUGAUGGUGAUGGGCCGCAAGCCGGACCCCAUGUGUGUCUUCACCUACGUCCAGUCGCUGUACAACCACCUGCGGCGCUUUGAGUAAAGCCACAGGCCCCGAGAGCCCGGGAAGAGACUGCGGGGCUGCUCGCGUUCCCAGGGGCCGUCUGACCCCCGAGAAGAGCUGCCUCUGGUGUACACUCGUUGUUUGUUCUUUCGCUUGUGACUGUGUGCCCCUCACACCCAGUUACUGAUUAAAAGUACAGGCUGCGCCGAGCCGAGCCUGAUGUCCGCCAAGGGCUCAAAGGAAAAGGAAAAACUCCCAGAGUGAGAGAAAUUGGUGCUAAGUAAUGAUCUUCCUUCCUCCAGAAAAUGCUUGCCUGUGUAGCUUCUGGAAUACUAAAUUAUGGUUUUCCCUCUGAUGAAUUUAGGUACAUUGGCUUGAGAGGGUUCCAUUGAUUACCAAGUGUAUUUCUUUUCUUUUUCUUCUUUUUUUUAAUCAAAAUACCCAGAGUUUUUUUUACUUCCUCACACUAUUGUUGGUCUUUUUCCUCCCUCCCUCUGGGCCACUGCCAGGAAAAAGACACUUAAUUCAACAGCUUGACAUAGCAGACCCAAGUCUUGGGCAGAAACAGUUUAAUCAAACCCAGGUCCUGGGCAGCACAUGACUGUCAAGUCACCUCUCCUCUGUGGGGAGAUGGGUGGGCUCUUAUCUGGGUCCUGAGGGGCUCCUGGUCUUCGUAGGAGACACUGGCUGAAAGAAUAGGCCCUUUGUGCUCAGAGUUUUUAUUCACAUCUUUUUAUAGGUGAUUUGCUGCAAGUAUUUGUAAAAAGGAUUCCACCUGUACCAUUGACCUGUUUGUACAUAAAAAGAUGUCUUGAACUUU
Molecule: messenger RNA, 2177 nt
Organism: Jaculus jaculus (lesser Egyptian jerboa)
Lineage: Eukaryota; Metazoa; Chordata; Mammalia; Rodentia; Dipodidae
Gene: Smtnl2
Product: smoothelin like 2
Exons: 8
Coding region: 23-1396 (457 amino acids)
Biological process (GO): positive regulation of vasoconstriction; actin cytoskeleton organization
Cellular component (GO): M band; microtubule organizing center; I band
Molecular function (GO): tropomyosin binding; protein phosphatase 1 binding
Source: RefSeq, a predicted model, not a curated record